Neogale vison (American mink) is the source of this 7324-nucleotide messenger RNA. RefSeq names its product NCK associated protein 5 (gene NCKAP5). Gene Ontology annotation, biological process: microtubule bundle formation; microtubule depolymerization. The record is from RefSeq and is a predicted model, not a curated record. NCBI's taxonomy places the organism in Eukaryota, Metazoa, Chordata, Mammalia, Carnivora, Mustelidae. Gene Ontology annotation, cellular component: microtubule plus-end.
GGGUGUCAGUUUUCUCCCCUUGCCUCUUGAAACUUGGUGCACUGGCUGGUUGCCCAAUGUGGUGCUGCAUACAAAUAUUGACAGAACACAGCGGUGUUUGUUAAACCCCGGGCUGGGGAAGCUGGUGAUUAAAGCUCUUGAAGGAAGAUCCGAGAACCCCAGGAACGCUCAUCAAUAGCCUUAGAACAUUGACCGAAUGAAAGAGAAAGCACUGAGUGGGCUAACGUGAAACACUCACCGUCCCUGUCUGCUAUGCCUUUUCGUGACCCUGGAAACAGAAGGGGAAUUCUUAUAAAUCACAAAGGAAAAUAAAUAACUUCACCCAUGGAGGGAAAGAGACAGCUUGAGAAAAGGGACUUUGGAAAAAGGUUGUCUCUAGACAGCAGUCUUGUGGAAUACAUGGACUCCAAUAAAUACAUUGAGCAUCUUCUAACUCAGCUCGAGGAACAACACAGAAAUCUAUGGAGGGAGAAAUUGGCUGUGGCCCGGCUGCAGCGAGAAGUUGCCCAGAGAGGAAGUGAGGGGGCCAUGCAUGAGAAGCUGAUGCAUGAAUUGGAAGAGGAGAGACACUUACGUCUUCAGAGUGAGAAGCGGUUGCAGGAGGUGACACUGGAGUCUGAGCGCAACAGAAUUCAGAUGCGUGGCCUCCAGCAGCAGUUCUCCAGGAUGGAAGAAACAGUACGAAAUCUACUGAAGAGCCAAGGACCUCCAGAGCAGAAAAAAGAAGAAACUGUUAAUAUAAUGGUCUAUCAGGAAAAGCUGUCAGAGGAAGAGAGAAAACACAAGGAAGCUUUGGAAGGUCUUCACGUGGUGGUGGAUGAGGAUUCGAGGAGCGAAAGCAGCAGUGCGGAUGAGGGGAAAGAAAACACCAAAUUCCUGUUGGAAAGAUUGAAAGCUCUAGAGGCAGAGAACUCAGCAUUGGCUUUGGAAAAUGAAAAUCAAAGGGAACAGUAUGAGCGAUGUCUUGACGAGGUAGCCAACCAAGUUGUUCAAGCUCUGCUCACUCAAAAGGAUCUAAGGGAGGAAUGUGUAAAGUUGAAAACAAGAGUGUUUGAUUUGGAACAACAGAAUCGAACGUUAAGCAUCCUGUUCCAACAGCGAAUCAGACCAACUUCUGAUCUGCUCCUCCAGAAACUUCACUCACGUAUCUUAGAUCUUUCAUCCGGAGAUUUGCUUUCAGACAUGGAAAGAAGCCGAAGUCUGACGCAGUCACGGACUGAUGUUGAGAUGCAUGAAUGUCAGCUGAGUGCAAAAUCAGGAGUCCCUGCUUUGAAAUGCCCUGGUUUGGGGAUUGUCAUCCCUGGUCGUCUCUGUCCUCGAAACAGCUGCAGCAGCAGUGAGCUGUCUCUUUCAAGCACAUGCAGCGAGUACUCCAGUGGCUCCUCCCACACGUGGCACGACGGGAAGAACCUCAGGAAAAGGAAAUCAUCACAAAACUGGGAUAAAAGGCUAAGUAUUGACUCUUCACUCCCGAGUGGCUUUGCUAGUCCUACAGAUGAACUACCUCCAGCUCGUAUCAAGGAAAGUCACAUUUUGGAAGGACUGAGAAAGCUACAGAAACGUAAAGUGCUACUUGAACCCCCAUCGGUGAUAACCAAAUGGGGUUAUAAAGAUUGCAUGAACUCCAAUGAAGGGAUAUAUUCUCCAGGAAUUAAGAGCAGCAGCCUCAAGGACUAUCCCCCCUGCAAACCAGCUGACAGGAGGAGCCCCUGCAAGGAGCCCCAUGAGACAUUUGUUUAUGACACAGAUUCCCACGAUGAUGCUGACGAGGACUCUUCCUCCUUACCCUUGCUCCAGGCAGUUCCAAGCCAGGGCUGCAGGCUGCUGAGUCGUAAAUUAACCCACAGUGUUUCUGACAGCCUAUUUGGCUGGGAGCCGAAUAGAAAACACUUUUCAGAAGGCACAUCCUCAGUUUACCCAAGGGAAAGGCCUGAAAAGCUGGCCAGUUGUGCCAGCAACUGCCCCUUGGAGAGGAAGCUGUGCCCGCAUGCACAGAUGUCUCAGGUACGGAGAGAGAGGGAGCCGUGCGACCCUGGUUCUGGCCAUGUGGCUCUCAGUCUCCAGCUUUCGGACACCGAUGACAAUGAAGCCCUUGACGAGUUGCACAUAGGUAGCAGUGACGAGAAAAGCCCUUCAGACUUGUCACUGACUGCCGACACUGACAAGUCUAUGGAGAAUCUGGACAUCCUCAUGGGAUUUGGAAAAUCUCAACUUGGGUCUCCCGAAGAGGAGGAAAAACAAGUACCCAUCCCCUUAGAGAGUCGGCCAAAGACAUUUAGCUUCAUUAAGCAGCAGAGGGUUGUAAAAAGGACUUCUUCAGAAGAAUGCAUUACUGUCAUCUUUGAUGCUGAAGACGGCGAGCCCAUUGAAUUCAGCUCUCACCAGACAGGCAUUGUCACCGUUACCAGAAAUGAGAUUUCCAUCAACCAAGCCCCUACUGGACCCAAGGCAGAACACACUGAACUUUCACCUCAGGGAAUUGCUCAUUUACAGCCGGGAGCUGCUGCAAGAGACUACACUUUCCUAAAGAGACCUGAAGAGGAAACCAAGAAAAACAUUCCAAAAAGUGACAUAGAUAACAUUGCGGUGGCCCGCAAUGGUUCCUUCAGCCCCAGGACAGUAACACAAAGUCCUCAGCGACAAAGACCAGGCAAACCAGCAUUGAAUUUGUCAUGCCAGAGUAGUUCUAGGUCUUCGGUGUCCAUGGGUAUCUAUCAAAAGCAGAGUCUGACAAAAGUCCCUGCCAGGGGCAAGGCUUCACCUCAGAAGUCAAAAAUAAUGGAGCCUGAAGCCUCAGCAAGAGUCCCCUCCUCUGGCCCCGUGUCUCUUAAAAAAUCUCCAGCCUUAGCUCCUGGGAAACUCUCCCGAUUUAAAAAGACUGAGGGCCCAGCACCCCUUUUUGAUUUACAUAUGGAUUCACACAUUCCAAAACACCCCAGCCAACUGCCUCAUGACUCCAAAAUGUCCAGCAGAAAAGACUGGGUCCCAUGCUCCAAGAGUCAGGUUCCAGCGUCACAGUUGCUGCCAAGGUCCCUCACUGAGCCUAGUGAUAAUGGAGAAUCCCUGACGAGGGAAAAACACUGUGACUCUGGGCCAGAGGCAGGGGUGAAGUCACCUUCCCCCCCACCCCGUCCAGACAGGUCAGGCUCCCUUCUCGUCAGGCCCAGUUACGACUAUCUGCCACCACCCUCAUCAGCCAAGCCUGAAACCAGGGUCCCCAGUGAAGCAGCAAGGACUAUGUACAAAUCCCCCCCUCUGAAAGGACCCUCUGCUCCUAUUAUUUCUUCUAAUCAGAUCCUGGCAGAAGUGCCGGGGAAGAAACCUUCUGUGGCCUUCAGAAAGCCUGUCUUCACUCACCCUCCACCCUCCACAGAAACAGUGAUUCAAACCAGAUGUUCUGCACAUACCCCCUCCAGCUCCUUUGCUGUGAUGGCCCCAGGGCCCCCAAAGGUCUCCCCAAAGAGAGGUGUCCCCAAAACUCCACCUCACCAAAUGCUUGGGACCACACAAAUGGACACUGGGUUACGGACUCCCAAGAAUUGCCCUUCAGCUCAUGAGCCACUGGAAAUCCUGUCCUCCAAAAGUGUGUCUCCAGGAAGAAAAGGACAGCUGAAUGACUGUGUUCCCACAUCAGCUAAGCCUUCUUUCUUAGGGGUGAAUGAGGCACCAUCAUCUCAGGUUAGCAGUCACUCAUCAUCACCGUCUUCCAAAAGCCAUAACACCCCAUAUGGUUGUCCAAACGCUCAUGAGAAAGGUCUGAAAACUCGCCUCCCAGUUGGGCUCAAGGUUCUCAUGAAGUCUCCCCAGUUACUCAGGAAAAGUUCCACGGUGCCAGGGAAACAUGAAAAAGACAGUCUGAAUGAAGCCUCUAAAAGUUCUGUGGGUGGGAGCAAGUCUAAGCCGGAGGACGCGGGGAAUCCAGUGAGCCUGGAGACCAUAAGGGAUGAACGAAAUGUGACUCCACUGGGUUUUCAGGCACAAGACAGGCUGCCUGAAGGGAUUCCCCUGGAUACAGCAAUGCCAGAGUCAUUAGAAAACAGCGUCCCUGGGGCUGAUGGAAAAGAUGGGGUAGAAAACAAGUCCGUGAAAAGAUCCCUCUCCUCCAGUAAGCCACACCUAAAACCAGCCCUAGGCAUGAAUGGGGCCAAAGCCCGCAGUCAGAGUUUCAGCACUUACUCAGGAGACAAGCCCCCUACACCCCCCAUGGAAGGGCCCGGCAAAGUUCGAACUCAGAUUAUCACCAACACUGCUGAGAGAGGCAAUUCCCUCACCCGGCAGAGUUCUUCCACGGAAGGCUUGCCUAAGACCCCUUCUUCCCCCAUGUAUGAUGGUCUUCCCGGUGCUGGGAGGCCUCUGGGACAUCCCUCCUCCAGGCAAGGCUCCCCCAGGAGUACAGGCAGCUCCAGCAGCCAGCAUGGGAGCCCAAGCAAGUUGCCUUUGAGAGUCCCUCCCAAAUCCGAAGAGCUCCCCACCCCAUGUGGAAUGGAAGAAGAGGAGGGUUACCCCGAGGGAGGGGGCCCCAGUGAGGCUGUCCCAGAGGAAACAAGCAGCGACCACUACAGAUAUCCACCCACCCCAACAGACUGCCGACAAGCCCUGCAGAAUCCUGGGAGGACACAGCAUCCGACCAAUUUUGAACCGAGCAGGACAUCCAAGCUAGAGAUUUCUGGAAGGUGUCCAGAUACUUCUACAACCAGGACUGGCGCUGUGAGCCCCGAAGCCCCCCUCUCACCUACAAUUGAAGAAAAGGUCAUGUUGUGCAUUCAGGAAAAUGUGGAAAAGGGCCAAGUGCAAACAAAGUCCCCCUCUGUGGAAGCAAAGCCAAAGCCCGGGCCUUCUUUUGCCAGCUGGUUUGGUUUUCGGAGUAGACUUCCAGCUCUCAGUAGCAGGAAAAUGGAUGUCUCCAAAACCAAAGUGGAAAAAAAAGAUACAAAAGGUUUGGGGUUUGGAAACAAACAACUAAAAUCAGAGAAGAAAAAAGAGAAAAAGAAGCCUGAGCUGCAGCGUAAAAUAGAAAAUGAAUUUACCAGGAAUACCAAGGUGGCGGAGAGUCCAGACAGUAGUUUACGAAGCAAAAAUGAUCUGAAAACACCGCAAGGCAUUUAUGACCAAAUGAAGUUUGAACCAAGAAAUAGACCCAGUCCUGUUACAUGUUCUAAUAAAGAUACGUUUAUGACGGAACUUUUGAACAGAGUUGAUAAGAAAGCAGCUCAACAGACAGAAAGUGGAUCAAAUAAUGUUUCCUGCAGGAGUGUGUUAAAGGGCAUCUCCCAGGGCUCCUGUCUCACCAGCAGCUCUGCAAGCACUCAAGGAAACCACAAGAAAAACAUCAAAACCAAGGCCGAUGUGGAAAUACUGAAAGGCUCCCUGAUAAAAGAAGCAAGUGUGAGCCUGCAGGAGGAUGAAGAUACAGUUGCAGAUUCCACAUUUCAGAGCCACAUCAUAGAAUCCAACUGCCUGAUGAGGACGCUGGACAGUGGGAUUGGAACCUUCCCACUCCCAGACUCGGGAAAUCGCUCCACAGGGCGGUACCUGUGCCACCCAGACUUCCCAGAGGACACCGAGCCCAUCCUGUCUCUCCAGCCAGCACUCUGUGCCGCUUCUUCCAUCAGAGCUCAAACCCUUGAACGAGAAGUGCCUUCCUCUGCAGACAGCCAGGCCUCUGCAGAUAAUGCCAUUGUUCAUUCCACAUCCGACCCCAUCAUGACCGCCAGGGCCAUACGGCCUCUUGAGAGUCACCUCCCCAAACCAGCUUCCUCAGGAAAAGUCAAUUCCCAAAAGCAGAAUGAAGCAGAGCCAAGGCCUCAAACCUGCUCGUCAUUUGAAUAUACCGAAAACACCAUUACAAGCGAGCAGCUUCCAGACUGGGGGGGUGAAGGCCCCACGGCUGAGACCCAGGACAAGGUACCCAGAAUGUGUGCGUACUCUGCCAGUGCUGGCAGUGCUAGUGACAGUGACCUGGACUAUGGAGAUAAUGGUUUUGGAGCUGGAAGGGACAAGUUAGUGAAAGCAAUGAAGAGCGCCACCCAAGGCCUUUCUUAUAAUCGACUGAGGAAACAAAGCAACAAGCAUGAGACUGGAAAACAUGGCGCACUAUUUAUGUCCGACACAGUGGGUCUUUCAGUGAAAUUGAAACAAGUUGAAGAAACAAAAGAAGAUCCUGAGAAUAGAUUAUCUAAAAUUUCCCUGGAGUCAUUCAAUAAAUAUAACAGCAAAACUAUGAUUUUGUUAGAAAGAGAGAAGAACUCUCUGAACAAGGUUGAAGGACAGAAGGAAGAAAAAGAAAAAAAUGAAGAAGCAUCUUUGAGUAGCUCAGAUAGGCCUGGGGUAGACAAUUUGGAAUCACUGAGUGAUUCUUUAUAUGAUAGCUUCUCUUCCUGUGCAAGUCAGGGUUCGAAUGAUGUAUAAAGGACCUUUUUUAAUUUUUUAUUUUUCUUAGUGAGCGGAAAAUGGAGCACUUAAGCAACAAGGGGGUGUGGGGAGGGGAAUAGAGACAGCAGCAGUAAAGCCUGGCAACACCAGAGACUGCAUUGUCAGAUUCACAGCAAGCAGCCCAUGGGAGCUUCCUUCUCUGACAGGGCAAUAAAGAUAGGCUCCAUUUGUUGUGUGUCACGAGGAUGAAAUGUAAACACACCCACAAUACAGAAGUCUUAAUUUUGCACUUUUUUUGAAUACUUGUACAGAAGUUGUAAAUUUUUGGAAAAGAAAUUAUAUUUGUAGCCAAAAAAAAAAAAAGGCAGCAAUAAAUUGAAUCCGUGCCAUGCUCUUGAAAUGACGUACUAAGUGUUAGAAGUUGAUAAUAUAUUUUUUAAAAAUUCCAGCUAAGGUGUCCUUUGACUUCACUAUCCUAGUAGUCAAAUUGUUUGUGGGUUCACCCUGUAAAGCUAAAAUGGCCCCGCCAAAAACCAGGGGGUUCCUGGUCAUCUCUAACUCACAAUCUCAAAGUGAUAGGAACAUUAAUACCAGUGCAAUUUCACAAUUGUUGCCAGAGAGAUUCGAGUCCAGUAGUAAGCGUAAUUCUGCUUCCAUUGAAAAAUGUAACAGGUACUCAAAGGGUGACACUGAUGUGAAGGGAAGUGGAUCAGAAGUGACCUAAUUCUAUUUUCAACAGCAGGUUUUCCCUCCAAACAUUUCCUUACAUCCUCUUCUCCUUAGUGCUUCUUUAUGAUUGUUAACCAUAUUUGUUGAUAUUUUUUAUCUUCCUGCUCUAUUAAAAUCUGGGUAAUCUAGAAAUGAAACCAAAUUCUUAUCUGUAACUUUCACUUUUUAAAAAGUAAAAUGAAUGGUUGGUGCUACAAAAAAAUUCAUACUUUUCAAGAUACCU